AUGGCACCGUGCGCGUUCAGAGAUAUUUUCCUCUCUGCGUUUGAUUACAAGACAGAAAAAUACGUCAUCGCCAAAAACAAGAAAGUCGGCGUCCUCUAUCGACUCAUACAGCUCUCAAUAAUCGGUUAUAUCAUCGGCCUGUCCAGGUGGGUGUUUGUUAUUAAGAAAGGCUAUCAGGAGACUGAAGAAGCUUUGGAGAGUUCAGUCAUUACUAAAGUCAAAGGGGUUGUGCUCACCAACACAACUGGCUUUGGACCCUGGCUUUGGGGGCCUGAAGAUUAUGUCAUACCACAACAGGGUGAAGCUGUGCUCUUCAUCACUACAAAUUUUAUCACAACCCCAAACCAGAAAUUAGGAUACUGUGCUGAGAGCAAUAAGGUGCCCGACGGUCAAUGCCAAAGGAAUGAAGACUGCCCAGAAGGAGAGACUGUCAUAGCUGGCCAUGGAAUUAAGACGGGACGCUGCUUAAAGAAAGACAGGAACUCUACAGGAACCUGUGAAAUAUACGCCUGGUGCCCCAUUGAACGGCACAGACAACCAGAUGUGCCCUUGUUAGGAAAAGCUGGAAACUUCACCAUAUACAUAAAGAAUUUCAUCAGAUUCCCUCUGUUUGACUUCUCAAAGUCAAAUGUUUUGGAGACAACAGAUAACAUGUAUCUGAAAAAGUGUUUAUACGAUGAGCUUGCUCAUCCUUACUGCCCCAUAUUUCGACUCAGUGAUAUAGUCUGGAGAACUGGACACGAUUUUCAGGAAAUGGCCUUACAGGGAGGAGUAAUAGAAAUCCUAAUAGAGUGGCACUGUGACCUGGACAAAGAUUACUCAGCAUGCAACCCGAGCUACAGAUUCACUCGCCUGGAUGUGAACACCAAUGCAUCAGGGUACAACUUCAGAUAUGCAAAGUAUUUCCAUAAUGCUGACGGAAAGAUGGACAGGACACUUUUUAAGGUGUUUGGGAUUCGCUUAGACAUCCUGGUUCAUGGCAAAGCUGGAAAGUUCAAUAUAAUUCCUACAAUUAUAAAUAUCGGCUCGGGGCUUGCGUUAAUGGGUGCUGGGGCGUUUUUCUGUGACAUGGUCCUCCUCUACAUGAUGAAGAAAAGCACCCUGUACAGAGAAAGGAAAUUCGAAACUGAUAAGAAUGGAAAUAACAACAGAGAAAAUACAGAUGUGUCAGAGGAGGCUGUGAAAAAGCCUUCAGAGCUGGAACAUCUCACAGAUUCAUCAUCUGAUCAACACACACCAGAAAUAACAGAUUUACCCAAAGGACAAACAGACAACUCAAGUGCCUGAUAAAUCAUACUGCUCACUGUACAUAAAAUGUGACCUUUUUUUAAUGGACAACAGCUUUAACAGAUUAGCCGUGUAUUUUGUAUGUAACUGAGCUUUUCUUUCUUGAAUAAUAUGAAUGCUUCUGAAGGAUAUUUAUGACUAAUGUUUUAUAAUAAAGUAUUGAUCUGAUUAAA
Molecule: messenger RNA, 1460 nt
Organism: Tachysurus fulvidraco (yellow catfish)
Lineage: Eukaryota; Metazoa; Chordata; Actinopteri; Siluriformes; Bagridae
Gene: p2rx8
Product: purinergic receptor P2X, ligand-gated ion channel, 8
Exons: 12
Coding region: 1-1287 (428 amino acids)
Biological process (GO): response to ATP; monoatomic cation transmembrane transport
Cellular component (GO): plasma membrane; nuclear inner membrane
Molecular function (GO): extracellularly ATP-gated monoatomic cation channel activity; purinergic nucleotide receptor activity
Source: RefSeq, a predicted model, not a curated record